ACCAGUGCGAGGGGAGGCGCGGCGGCCAGCCGCUCCAAUCCGGCUCCCGGCCUCCGUGCGGCUCCGGGCGCUCUGUGCCUGGGGGGGUCGCCAUGGCGCUGCGUGCGGCCGUGUUCGACCUGGACGGGGUCCUGGCGCUGCCCUCGGUGGCCGGCGCGCUGGACCGCACGGCGGAGUCGGCGCUGCCCAGAGGCUUUCUGAAAGAAGCUUUCAGGAGAGGAGGCCCAGAUGGCUCCAGUGCCCGCCUCAUGAGGGGAGAGAUCACGUUUUCCCAGUGGGUGCCACUCAUGGAAGAAGACUGCAGGAAAUGUUCUGAGGACUCUGGAAUCCGCCUCCCUGAGAAUUUCUCUGUAAGCCAGAUCUUUGGCAAGGCAGCUGCAGCAAGAAAGAUCAACCACCCCAUGCUUCAGGCAGCUCUUGCCCUCAGAAAGAAGGGAUAUACAACCUGCAUCCUCACCAACAACUGGCUGGAUGACAGUGCUCAGAGGGGCAGCCUGGCCCAGCUGCUGUGUCAGCUGAGGCCGCACUUUGACUUCCUGAUAGAGUCGUGCAGGAUCAGAAUGGCCAAGCCUGAGCCGCAGAUCUACAGGUUCGUGCUGGACACCAUGAAGGCCAGCCCCAGUGAGGUUGUGUUCUUGGAUGACGUUGGGGCUAAUCUGAAGCCGGCCCGUGACUUGGGGAUGGUCACCAUCCUCGUCCGUGACACAGACACAGCCCUGGCAGAACUGGAGAAAGUAACUGGGGUGCAGCUUCUCGGAGCCACAGCCCCUCUGUCAAUCCCGUGCAAUCCGAGUGAUGCGAGCCACGGGUACGUGCCAAUAAAGCCUGGGGUGCGUCUGCAUUUUGUGGAGCUGGGCUCCGGACCUGCUGUGUGUCUCUGCCAUGGCUUUCCUGAGAGCUGGUUCUCUUGGCGGUACCAGAUCCCUGCUCUGGCUCAGGCGGGUUUCCGGGUACUAGCUCUGGACAUGAAAGGCUAUGGAGAAUCAUCUGCUCCUCCUGAAAUAGAAGAAUAUUCCAUGGAAGUGUUAUGCCAGGAGAUGGUAACCUUCCUGGAUAAGUUGGGCAUCCCUCAGGCGGUGUUCAUUGGCCAUGACUGGGGAGGCAUGCUGGUGUGGAACAUGGCUCUCUUCUACCCCGAGAGAGUGAGGGCAGUGGCCAGCUUGAAUACUCCCUUCAUACCGGCAAAUCCCAAUGUGUCCCCAAUGGAGAGGAUCAAAGCCAAUCCUGUUUUUGAUUACCAGCUCUACUUCCAAGAACCAGGAGUGGCUGAGGCCGAACUGGAACAGAACCUGAGUCGGACUUUCAAAAGCUUCUUCAGAGCAAGUGAUGACAUGGCUUUUAUCAGAGUGAGCCGAGUCCGUGAAAUGGGAGGACUCUUAGUGAGGGCCCCAGAAGAGCCCAGCCUCAGCAGCAUCGUCACCGAGGAGGACAUCCGGGUCUAUGUGCAGCAGUUCCAGAAGUCCGGUUUCAGAGGUCCCCUAAACUGGUAUCGAAACAUGGAGCUGAACUGGCAGUGGGGCUGCAAAGCUGUGGGAUGGAAGAUCCUGGUUCCGGCCUUGAUGGUAACCGCGGAGAAGGACCCCGUGCUCGUUCCUGAGAUGUCCAAGCAUAUGGAGGACUGGAUCCCCUACCUGAAAAGGGGACACAUUAAGGAUUGUGGACACUGGACACAGAUGGAGAAGCCCACCGAGUUGAAUCAGAUCCUCACUGAGUGGCUGGAGACUGAUGCCAGGGACCCACCGGUGGUCUCGAAGCUUUAGGGUGUGGCUCGUGCCAGCCCCCAGCAGGCCUUCAAGCCCUUCUUCUGUUGGGUGCUCCUCUUGGAACCCAUCAUUUAAUUUUAGUUAAUAUAAAUCUGACUGGUCCUGUCUGGCAGGCAAUAGCUUCCAGGUGGCUCAGGGCAGACCCAACCCUUCCCUCUAGCCGUUCCUUCCCCAGCCACGUCCAGAAGCCACGUCUCCUCCAGGUGUGGCCCCUCCCCGAGGCUUCAAGCCCUCAUCGUCUCCUGCCCAGAGCCGCGCAGCACUUGGGUGGGAAAUACCCAUGCCUCACUGCUCAGAGGAAUCCAUCUAGCCACACAUGAUAAAAUAUUUUCCUAGCAGCUGUAGAAGUUUCUCCCGAGUGUUGGCUACCGCACGCAGUUGUUAACUGUCUGCCCUGCGAGAUGGUAAGGCCCGUGAGAUUGGCGGCUGCCUGUCUAGGUGAUCCAUCCUUGAUCCUAACCCAACAGAUGCCUGGCAUUUUGUAGAUGCUCAUUAGAUGUUUGCUGGGUGAAUCAGAGAAUGGAAGCAUGGGUGGAUGGAUAGAUAAAUGGGUUCAUUUCAAAUUCUUGAUUUUGAUGUCCUACCGGGUGAGGUAGAUGGCCAAUCGCAUGACUGUGUCCACCAUACAAAGCCUCGAUGGAACAAGACUCUUGGGGCGCCCAGCUGGCUCAGUCGGUAGAGCGUGCAACCCUUGAUCUCAGGGUUGUGAGUUCAAGCCCCAUGUUGGACGUGGAGCCUACUUUAACAUGAAUGAAUGAAUAAAUAAAUAAAUAAAGUGUAGAAAAAAGACUCUUAUUAAAAUGACUCCCAGCAGGGCGCCUGGGUGACUCAGUUGGUUAGGCGACUGCCUUCGGCUCAGGUCAUGAUCCUGGAGUCCCGGGAUCGAGUCCCGCAUCGGGCUCCCUGCUCAGCGGGGGGUCUGCUUCUCCCUCUGACCCUCUUCCCUCUUGUGCUGUCUCUCACUCUCUCUCUCAAAUAAAUAAAAUCUUUAAAAAAAAAAAAAAUGACUCCCGGCAUAUCUGUUAAUGGAGCUAAAUUCAGAAGGAGAAGACCUCCAGGUGCUAGUCCUCUACGAAUCUUAGCAUUAAUUGGAUACAGUACAUCAGUGGGUUUCUGCUGCGUAGAAUAGAAAGGCAAUUUUUGUAAUAACACAGCUGAAGUAUUUAUGGUUACUGUAGAUGCUUACAGUUUUAGCAUUUAUGAGUGGGAUCACUUUGUCAGUUUACCUAAAUAGGUUUUGUCAUAUUUACAUACAAGGGUUUUGAGGCUGGUACUUACUUUUGAAAGAAUAUCAAUGAUGUUUGUACUCCUAUAAGCACUCUUUUUUUCACUGUGGUAAAAUAUACAUAAAAUUUACCAUUUUAACUAUUUUCAAGUGUACAAGUUCAGUGGCAUGAAGUACACUCACUUUGUUGUGCAACCAUCACACCAUUUGCCUCCAGAACAUUUCCAUUGUCCAAACAUAGACCAUACCCAUUAAACACUAACUCCACCACGUUCUCCCUCUCCCUAACCCAUGGCAACCCCCAUUCUGCUUUCUGUCUCUAUGAAUAUGACUAUUCUAGCUAAUUCACACAAAUGGAAUCAUACAGUAUUUGUCUUUUUGAGACUGGCUUAUUUCACUAUAAGAUCCUUUUUUUGUUUGUUUUUUGUUUUAAGAUUUUGUAUGUUUAUUUGUCAGAGCCCAAGCAGGGGGAGCAGCAGGGGGAGGGAGAAGCAGGCUCCCCACUGAGCAAGGAGCCCGAAGUGGGGCUCCAUCCCAGGACCCUGGGAUCAUGACCUGAGCCGAAGGCAGAGACUUAACCGACUGAGCCACCCAGGCGUCCCACUAUAAGAUCCUUAAGGCUCAUUUAUGUUGUAGCCUGUAUUAGAUAUUCCUUCCAUUUUAAGGCCGAAUAAUAUUCCAUUGUCUGGAUAUGCCACAUUUUGCUGAUGCACUCAUCUGUUGGUUGACACUUGAGUUGCUUCUACCUUUUGGCUGCUAUUAAUAACGCUACUAUGAACAUGGUGUACAAAUACCUCUUUGAGUCCCUGCUUUCAGUUCUUCUGAGUAUAUAUCCAGAGGUGGAAUUGCUGGAUCAUGUGGUAAUUCUAUGUUCAAUUUUUUGAGAACCCAUACUGUUUCUCCAGAGUGGCUGCAUCAUUUUUCAUUCCCAUCAGCAAUGCAAAGGGUUUCAUUUUUUUCACAUCAUCACCAACACUUGUUAUUUUCUGAGUUUUGGAUAAUAGCCAUCCUCAUGGAGGUGAAAUGAUAUCUCACUAGAGUUUUGAUUUGCAUUUCCCUAAUACUUGGUGUUGUUGAGCAUUUUUUCAUGUGCUUGUUGGCCAUUUGUAUAUCUCCUUUGGAGAAAUGUCUAUUCAAGUCCUUUGCCCAUUUUAAUUCAUGUUUGUUUUCAUGUUGAGUUGUAGGAGUUCUUUAUAUAUUGUGGAUAUUAAUCCCUUGUAAGAUAUAUGAUUUACAAAUAUUUUAGCCCAUUCCAUGGGUCAUAAACCCAUUUUUAAUCAAUUAUAAAAUAACUCCCACAUCUAAAAGGCCUUGGUUAAGACCUAACUUGUGUUUCUUCUGCAGUUCCUCACUGUUUUCCAUGAUGUUUGUGCCAAACCCCCCAGAAUGGGGCUGAAUGUAUCAGCAUUGGAGAGUAGGUGUGACCAUUUGGCUUAUGUCAGAAUUUCAAAGACAGAAACAAUUCUUGGUUUAUGCAACUCAGAAAAUUCCAGAGAAAGCCCCCAAAUACUAGUCUUUUUUGCCAUUUGAAUAGAUUGAGGAGAUGGAUAUUUGGUCUUUUUCUCGAUCAAUUAUCCUGGAUUCGAGUGGAAAAAGGACUCAAAAGCAGGGGACAUUUUAGACGGUGCCAUUCCUCUUGGUCUUAUGUAUUGAGUGAAUUUUAUGCCCCACAUCACAUUUUAAAGAGAAUGAGUAAGACAAGGAAGUAAUAUCUGCAGGUCAGAAAUCUAAUAAACACUCUUCCAAAUGUUCACACUAUUUCAAAGAUGUGUUCAGUUACCACGUACAAAUUGUAUAUUAAGGAGCUCAUUCAGAUCGAUGAACAAGUAUGAGAGGAGAAAAGGUCACAAAACAAGCUUCAGUGACCAUUGAAGCAGUCACAUUAAUUUCCCUUGCCAACAAAGGUUUGAAAAAAUUAAGACUCAGCAAUUAUUGAACUAGCUGAGUCCCUCAGGCAAGGGGAAAUAAGCAAUAAACCAUCACCCUCAACCCCGGGAUGGUGGCAGCGCAGAUUGAAUUAACGGAUACACACACUGUUUUUGCUGAUUUUUAUAUUCCUUUCAUGUCAUUUUAUGUUUUGCAAUAAAGGCAAUUUGUAAGAU
Molecule: messenger RNA, 5090 nt
Organism: Mirounga angustirostris (Northern elephant seal)
Lineage: Eukaryota; Metazoa; Chordata; Mammalia; Carnivora; Phocidae
Gene: EPHX2
Product: epoxide hydrolase 2
Exons: 19
Coding region: 93-1760 (555 amino acids)
Biological process (GO): cholesterol homeostasis; phospholipid dephosphorylation
Cellular component (GO): peroxisome
Molecular function (GO): magnesium ion binding; lipid phosphatase activity
Source: RefSeq, a predicted model, not a curated record